Molecule: messenger RNA, 1310 nt
Organism: Cyprinus carpio (common carp)
Lineage: Eukaryota; Metazoa; Chordata; Actinopteri; Cypriniformes; Cyprinidae
Product: hornerin-like
Exons: 7
Coding region: 171-1310 (379 amino acids)
Source: RefSeq, a predicted model, not a curated record
UGGAGUUGACCUGAUCUCCUUGGAUCUUUAAAACCUCAUUUUACAGAGGUUGAUAUUGCAGUAAUACGUUUAUUCAUCUUAGUUUUAUGCGCUUUGCUGUGGGCUCCUUCUGAUGCACCAAUUCAACACAUUUUCCAGCAGAGAUCAUUGUGAGAUUGUAGGUCGGGAGGAUGACAGCUCAAGUGUAUUUCUUGUUGAUUGCUGUUUUAUCGUGUCUGUUUGGAUACUUGAGCAUAACAGAUGCUACUCGAACUACAGCAAAGCCAGGACGGUGUCCACCCCAAUCAUCUGGAAGUAAAUUGUGUACCAGUUCAUGUAAGAAUGACUCUAACUGUCCCAAAAAUGAGAAGUGCUGCAGAAAUGGAUGUGGAAGUUACUGUACGGCUCCAUAUAGAGUGAAGCCAGGUCAAUGUCCCAUACCAGAGAUGAUUCCAAUGUCUGCUGAAAGCUGCUUCCAUGAUGGCCAGUGUCCUGCCACACAGAAAUGUUGCCCAACCACCAGUGGUCGUACAUGCAGUGAACCACGUGGUCAAGGAAAUGGUCAGGGGAGCGGUUUUGGUCAGGGGAGCGGUUUUGGCCAGGGUUUUGGUCAGGGUUUUGGUCAGGGUUUUGCCCAGGGUUUUGGUCAGGGUUUUGGCCAGGGUUUUGGGCAGGGGAGCGGUCAAGGAAGUGGUUUUGGUCAGGGGAGCGGUUUUGGCCAGGGUUUUGGUCAGGGGAGCGGUUUUGGUCAGGGGAGCGGUUUUGGCCAGGGUUUUGGUCAGGGUUUUGGUCAGGGGAGCGGUUUUGGUCAGGGUAGUGGUCAGGGAAGUGGUUUUGGUCAAGGGAGCGGUUUUGGUCAAGGGAGCGGUUUUGGUCAAGGGAGCGGUUUUGGUCAAGGGAGCGGUCAGGGAAGCGGUCAUGGUCAAGGGAGUGGUCAGGGAAGCGGUUUUGGUCAGGGAAGCGGACAAGGGAGUGGUUUUGGUCAGGGAAGCGGUCAUGGUCAAGGGAGUGGUCAGGGAAGCGGUCAAGGGAGUGGUCAGGGAAGCGGUUUUGGUCUUGGGAGCGGUCAAGGGACAGGCCAGGGGAGCGGUCAAGGAAGUGGUUUUGGCCAGGGGAGCGGUCAAGGAACAGGCCAGGGGAGCGGUCAAGGAAGUGGUUUUGGCCAGGGGAGCGGUCAAGGCCAGGGGAGCGGUCAAGAUCAUCCUCUUCUGGUGCAAGGCCAGUGUGCAUGUGACAUGUUCUUGACGCUGGACUCUCACCGCGGCUUCCAUUUCAACAACGCAGGGGGCCGUAGCUCAAGAAAGCACUUGGCCGCCUCCACCACUGAAUAA